AUGAGCCUUGAUCCGAGCACCUUUCCGAGGUCGAACUCCCCCGCAAGCUCCGAAAGCUCCUUGACGCGCUCGCGGCUCCAAGGCAAAGAAGGGUCACUCAAGAAAGACAAGAACUAUCGCCGCUAUGCGUCCAGCGUCGAACGGGCGCUGUCGCUAUUCGAUAAUGCCCUACAAGAAUGGGCCGACUACAUCUCCUUCCUCAGCCGUCUACUGAAGGCAUUACAAACCCACCGUCCCGACCAACCAGUUGUCCCCCACAAGGUGUUAGUCUCGAAACGCCUUGCGCAAUGUUUAAAUCCAUCGUUGCCUUCAGGCGUGCAUCAGAAGGCCCUUGAAGUUUACACGUACAUAUUUGGGUUGAUUAAGAUCGAGGGUCUCUCUCACGAUUUGCCGUUAUACCUGCCCGGUCUUGCCCCAACCCUGACCUUCGCCUCGCUCACUGUUCGCCCGCUUUUUCUGUCUUUGGUCGAAGGGUACAUUGUUGACCUGGAGCCUUGGGCCAUCCGCCCCGCUCUGAAAGCAGUCCUUCUAGCACUGCUUCCCGGGUUGGAGGAGGAAACAAGCGAUGAUUUUGAGCCAACGUUACGGAUUAUCAACAAGCUUCGAGACGCUUCCGUCCGCCUUGAAACACAGCGAACCUCCGAGGCUGAAGCAUCAGGUCAAUACUUCUGGCAAUGCCUGUUCCUUGCCUCCAUUACCAACUCCAGCCGUCGCCUUGGCGUGCUCGCAUACCUGAAUCGCUAUCUCCCAAAGCUGGGUAUUGCUGACCGCCGACCAAGCACGACAGGUAGCAAAGAAGUAAAAGACAUCCCACCUGAGAUGCUGGCUGCAGCAGACUCGGUAAUUCUUCCGGAGCCGGGUCUACUUGUUCGGUGCUUCGCGUCGGGCUUGUCUGAUGAGCAGCUCCUAGUCCAGCGGAAUUUCCUCGACCUACUGGUAACCCACCUUCCUCUGAACUCUCCCGUCUUACAGUCUCGAAUUACCAAUAAUGAUCUUCAAACACUGAUCAUUGCCGCCGUGGGGGUGGUCGCUCGGCGAGACAUGAGCUUGAAUCGCCGAUUGUGGGCAUGGUUCCUUGGUCCCGAGCCUGCAAAUGACCGUGCCUCCAUAGACGGUCGGAAGCCUUCUUCUGAAAUAGCUCGGUCGUCGUCUGUUGACGGAAAUGAGCUCUCGCAAUCUCAAUACUUCAGCCGUGUUGGUCUACAGCCUCUAGUCAAUGGUCUACUGAACAUGAUCAAGCAAUCUCCUAGUACUCCAUCUGAAAGGACAAAGCCAUUUAGAAUUGCCCUUUCGCUGAUGGAUCGGUGGGAGAUCGGUGGGUAUAUUGUACCUGCGAUAUUUCUCCCCACCGUGCACAGCGUUCAAGAAUUUGGAAGCCAAGCGCCUAAAAAUCACUUCGAUGAGGUUUUCCGUAGUGCAAGCGCCUUCUUCGAUGGUGUGGAAAGCAGCGUUAUUUUUUCUGAACUUCUCGGUCUCGUUGAUUUCCGCCCAAGUGAUGCGGAUACUGACAAUGCUCAAGUCUUGCGCAGCCUUGGCCUCGCGCAGUUCAUUCUCGAGAAUUUCAAUGUGCGAGAAGAAGACAUGAUUCAAAUUCACAUCCCUCUGUUGACAGUCUCGGUACUGGUUAAAAUGCGCGAGCUUUCAUCUCUGAAGACACCAUCUCCCAAAAAUUACGCUCAGAGACAAGCCGUAUCUGAUUCAUUGCACAAAGUUCUGAUGUCAUUGACGCCAUUGCUCACUGAAAGAGUGUUCUCAAGAAAGACCGGAUCCGAAAAGUCUGCGGCAGCCGAUACAAAGGCUCGUAACAGUGACAUUAUGAAAAAGGUUCAUAAUUUCUAUGAGCGCAGCAAGAACAGUCUGGAACUUCCGCCUCUUCCGUUUGCUCCAAAACAUAUCGGUGAGAUUAUCGUUCGUGAGGCACACGAACUAUCUAUUGAAGCCCUCGAAGGAGAUGAAUCAGCCUCGUCGCUUCACGAGAAGCUUAACAUCCUGUUAACAUUGCUUCAAAAACUUCCCAAGUCCCGGAUUCUUCGGGAUAGGCGGUUUUACGAGGCAAUAUCAAAGAGACUUGCUACAAGAAGUGACAGUCCCACAACAGCGUCAUUCGCAAUCGUCUGCACUAUUGCUUCUGUUGUGACUAAUUUAUUCUUCAUUCAAAGUCCUGGCUUCUAUGUAUCAUAUGUCGAUGCGAGUGAUCUUAUCCCGAGCAUGGUUGAACGACUAUGGCAGUAUUUGUCCCCUUUGAGCCCGAAAUUUCAUGUCGAGGCUGUUCGGUGCUUGUGGUUACUCCAUUCCAUUUCUUGGGUUGAUCACCUUGUUGAGGCUUCCAUUACAACAUUGAUGGUCAAGGCUGCAGGUACCAGUUCCUACCAUCUGUCAUCCGAAGACCAAGCGGAGAAGUUCUUCGUUCUCUGGAACCAUAGUCACCAUGGAACACAUGAUCAACCCCCUAAACAAGUGCUUGACGUUGGGGGAACCCCGUUCUCUUAUCAAUGUUCUCUUCUCGAGCGCCCCCUUUUCAUAGUUCUUGACCUUCUUUCUCAAGAACCUGGUGACAUUUCCCAAAAUGUCCAGCAGUGGCUUCAAGAUCUGCCUUCCAUUCAUAGAAUAUUUCUUCUUGUUGUCUCGAAGCUUGAAGAAUUGUUCGAACGCGAUAGCCCCAGUGAUGCGGAGAAUAACCAGGCGAUCUCACCAGAUGAUUACAAGGAAUGUAACUACCUUGUGCGAACUGUUUCAAACAUCAUUUCUACCCUUUCUCAUAACGGAUGGAUUACGCUCCUCACCCACACUGCGGGCCAGCCAGAAAAGCGCGCCGAUCUCACGCCAUCUGAAGGCAGUGCAAAUGUGAAAAGUCUCCAUGCAUCCGUUUUUGAAGCCUCUCUUAAGAUCGUCGGUGAUCAAGUGCCUAGUUCGGUAUCAACUACACCGGAAGGAGAAAGGCUACAAAAGGAUGCUCUUCAUCUCAUGCGACAACUUCUCUUGGGCCCUGGUGCUGAGGAUCUGGUUGAGUCAGGCAUUGAUGAAUUCCUUGUCGAUCACCUCCUAGUCUCUUGUGAUGAAGGAAAAAGCAUUAUGGUACAGGGUGCUAUUAUUGAUGCGCUUCUCGCAGCCCUCAAAGUACGCUUUGCUCAAGCCUACUUGCCGCCGGUUCCUCCUCGGCCGAAAAAUCAACAUGCAAUUUCCCGUGAGCGUUUGACUAGUCCCUCCAUCUUGUCAUUUACCAGCGACAAGGCCGACAGAGGGCCCUCAAUGCCUCAGCUUCCUCGUCCUCCCGAAAGACUCCUCGACUGCCUGCUUAAAGGUAUCAGCUCGGCGAAGUCGCGAGAGAUUGUGGAUAAGUGGAUCGGUUUACUCUGCGAGGUGCUCCCACUCUAUUCGCACUCUAUUUUCCAAAUACUCCUCAUACUUGUAGAAUGCUUUUGUCGAGAAAUUAGGGAAUCGUUCAAGAGACUCCAGCUUGCUUUUCAGCAAACGGAAGACUGGCCGCAAGAUCGUUCGGAGCAUGUCACCAUUUCUCUGCUUACUGGCCUUGAGACCUGCAUUGCCAAUGCUCACGAGCGCCUUCUUCUGGAAGAGGCAAAUGCCCCAGCAGCCAAGAGCCCAGAUCAGCCUCAGGGCUUUUUCGGCAAUAUGGUAUCAGGUGUUUUCAAUUCAGAUGGCAGUCAGGCGCGUUCCAAUACCGCCAAUGACAGACUGACAGUUCUGCUUUGCUUCCAAGAUGCUGUUCGUCUUUGUUUCUCUAUAUGGGCAUGGGGUGCUGGAGAUCGGAGCGGACCGCCUCCAGACUCCGAGUCGAUUGCGUCGUUUCAAUACACGUCCCUGCGAAUGCGAAACCGGUCACGCCGAAUUUUGGAGCAUUUUUUCACCGCCGAAGCUCUGGAAUGUCUAGAGACACUUGUUGAAAUGUGGACUAAGUCUGAUACUGAAACCGCGUCCCUCAUUUUCAAUCUUCUGCACACUCUUGAUGGCUCAAGCCCAAAGAUUGCCAUUCCGGCUGUUUUCAAUGCGAUCUAUACACGCACAAAUCCCGCUGCGCUGGAAAAUAACCGCAAAUCAUCUAUGUCUUCCAAUUUGUCUGAAUCCGAGCUCGCCAGCUUCCUAGUUGCUUAUGCCCGCUCUUUGGAUGACGACUUCCUUGACGAGAUUUGGACCGACUGCACAACUUUUUUGCGAGAUGUGCUCAGUAAUCCUUUUCCUCACCGACAAAUCCUACCACGUUUGAUUGAAUUUGCAGCCAUUCUGGGUGCAAAAUUGGAAAAUACGACUUUUGGCGAAGACCGACGCAUGCGCAAGGAGUUAGGCGACGUUGUAUUACGGCUAUUGACUGCCGUAUUUACAAGCAAGCCUUUGGGGCUGAAUCAAGACUCUAGCCUCUUGGCGAGGUCAUCACUAGAUUAUGACCGUACUGCGGUAUCACAUACUGGGCCAGAUGACAUGUUGAGCAUCCUCGCUGUCUCCAUGCCUUCCUUCCUCGCAACCUUGGGUGACUCGGACCGUAUCAACACAGCCAUUAGCGGAGUCUCAGCGAAUGUCGUUGGCCCGCUUAUUCGUUCUCGUCUAUUCCCCAACAAUCUCAACCGCAACGUCAUGACGCUUCUGCAGCAAAUGGCCAAGGUGCCUGCGGCAGCUAAGCUGUGGAAAAAAGAUAUCGCAGAUGCAUUCAAUGAUCCACGCUUUUUUGGUUUGCAUGUGGAUCUUGUGAAGAACUGUUGGAUGGACCUUCUGCGACAAUGGACGCUGGUUGAUAAAGAUCGCCUGACAGAACUAUUGGUUCGUAUCCCACCCCCCAGCGCAGCGGGAAUCAUGUUUGGCGUCGGGGCAUCUGCGGCGCGACUGGACGCAGAUCGCAAAGCGCAGCUCAAUCUCCGUCGCACUGCGCUCCUCAUCCUAUCUGCAAAUGAGGACUAUUUUGUGGCCGAGCUUCCGAGUCUGCUGCAAAAAUUAGAAGACCUUCUCGCCGCUACCAGCUCUUCUUCGCCGUCGUCCGCGACACGAGCAGAGAUUUAUAUGGUGCUCCGUGCGGUGGUGAUCAAAACUUCCAACACUGCCAUCGCUCCAUUUUGGCCGCUUAUCAAUGGUGAACUGCAAGACGCUGUCUCGGCCGUUCCCCAAACCCCACAGUCCGAGCUUUACAACUCCUACUCGCUGCUGCAAGCCUGCAAACUUCUCGAUAUCCUACUGGUUGUCGCGCCGGACGACUUCCAGCUCAUGGAAUGGCUCUUUGUAACUGAUACCAUUGACGCCGUUUACCCGCCAGAUCGCUGGGAGCCAGUAGCCUUGGCUGAUGAGGUUUCUCAGAGCUUUGGUCCCCGCGGUGUAUUCUCACCGAUGGUGCAUGGUGAGCCCUCUGAACCUAUCGUACGCGGAGGACUCAAGCGGCCAUGGCUCAUCUCGGACCGCAUCCGUGAAACCGCCAAAGAUGAGAUUUUUGAGCGGGUAUUACGGCCCUUUUUUGAUCGCCUGAGCAUCUAUGUGUUUGAGAGCACAUAUGGUAUGGAGAAUGCUGAUAUGGCGGUGUGCCUUGAUGAUCUAUUGGCAGACCUAUUCAACGAGAGUACGAUGGCGAAUUAA
This is a messenger RNA of Penicillium macrosclerotiorum, 5571 nucleotides long. RefSeq names its product dopey family protein. Gene Ontology annotation, cellular component: trans-Golgi network; endosome. The record is from RefSeq and is a predicted model, not a curated record. NCBI's taxonomy places the organism in Eukaryota, Fungi, Ascomycota, Eurotiomycetes, Eurotiales, Aspergillaceae. Bases 1 to 5571 code for a protein of 1856 amino acids. Gene Ontology annotation, biological process: Golgi to endosome transport. The transcript is spliced from 7 exons.